Messenger RNA from Talaromyces amestolkiae, 1632 nucleotides. RefSeq lists its product as uncharacterized. Bases 1 to 1632 code for a protein of 543 amino acids. The record is from RefSeq and is a predicted model, not a curated record. The transcript has 5 exons. NCBI's taxonomy places the organism in Eukaryota, Fungi, Ascomycota, Eurotiomycetes, Eurotiales, Trichocomaceae.
AUGAGUGCGCUCUUACAAACCACAUAUCUCGGCCAAGUCCAAGGCAAGAACAUCGACGGCGUAACGCACUAUCGCGGAAUCAAAUAUGCUUCUCUGAGGAAUAGGCUCGCAGAUGCAGAGCUGAUUACUUCUAGAUCCUCCGAUGAAGGAGCUUUGGACGCUACAAAGGACGGACCUACGGCCGCUUCUCUCGUCAAUGGGUGCGAUUUUGAACAGAGCGCCAUUCAGCAAAAACUACCCAAGAAGCAGCUUCCGCAAUCUGAUACGGAAUGCCUGAACUUAAACAUCGCUGUGCCAGAGGGAACGACCUCUGCCUCAAAACUUCCAGUUUUGCUAUUCAUACAUGGCGGAGGUCUCAACAUUGGUGCCAACUCGUGGCCACAAUUCGACUGGACUCGAUUAAUCAAGUUGUCUGUUGAGAAGGGCGUCCCUAUUUUGGCUGUUGGACCCAACUAUCGCCUCGGCGCCUUCGGAUUUCUGACAUCGGAAGAGCUUCGUGCUGCAGGGUAUAAAGCCAACAAUGGUUUCCGUGAUCAGCGAACUGCUAUAGAAUGGGUGCAUAGACAUAUCCGUGACUUUGGCGGUGAUCCAGAUAACAUUACACUUGCAGGAAUGAGUGCUGGUGGAGGCUCGGCCACCCAGCACCUUCACUCUACGAUCCCUCUCUGCAAACGUGUACUAUCGAUGAGUGGACAGAACAUUCUCCUGACCCCUCUGCCGUACGCGGUGCAUGAGGAGGGUUACGAAACGGCCAUCAAGGCCUGGGGCUUCGACAAGCUAUCACCUGAAGAGCGCAUCAAGGCAAUAAUCGAAUCGCCAGCCGCAGAGCUCGUGGCAAAGAUACCUCCCAAUGUUGCCCCCAACUUUGCUAUUGACGGCGAUUUGAUCCCCAAUCCACCAACUUUUGCUCAGAUUUCAGACAAGUCUACGACUAGCUAUCCUGCGGGAAAGAGCUGGUGCAAGGAGAUACUCAUUGGCGAUGCUCAGCAUGAUACUAGUAUAUUCGGCAUCCGUCUUGGAUUUCAGGCCAAGAAUGCAGCACCACGAUUCAUAUCCACCCUUGGAAAAGCCCUCUCGGCAUACCCAUCCGAAAUUUCCUCCGAAUUACUAUCGUCAUACAACAUCUCUUCUACGACCCCGGAUAAAGAAGCGUUUGACCAUAUCCUCGAGUUCACGAAUGAUGUUCUAUUCUACGCACCGGUUCUAGCAUACGCAUCCGGGUGGCCUGAAGACGGCAAUGCAUAUGUCUACUACUUCAAUGAGCAGAAUCCAUGGGAAGGCCCCUUCAAGGGCCAAUCCACACACAUUUUGGAUUUGGCUUAUUUCUAUCAGAAUUUCAAUGAUUACCUGACACCCGAGCAGCAGGAGGUUGCACGAGCUUUUGCUGAGGAUCUCCUCAAGUUUGUUACUGGCAAAGCGCCAUGGGAGCCUUGCAAGGGAACGGGUGAGGAUUUUAGAGCGAGAAUUUUUGGACCAAGUGGAAAGCAGCAGGUGAGACGACUUGUGAAGGAUGCUUAUGGGGGUGAGACGCAGAGAAGAGGUGUGAUUCCGAAGCUUGCGAGCGAGAAGGGUGUGAAGCUGGAUGAUUUGACUGGGGUGUUCUUUGCAUUUUUGGGCACCUUCUCUCCAUAG